This is a messenger RNA of Lepus europaeus (European hare), 1813 nucleotides long. It is a transcript of the gene GABARAPL1, whose product is annotated as GABA type A receptor associated protein like 1. The transcript has 4 exons. The record is from RefSeq and is a predicted model, not a curated record. Gene Ontology annotation, molecular function: ubiquitin protein ligase binding; GABA receptor binding. Bases 255 to 608 code for a protein of 117 amino acids. Lineage: Eukaryota; Metazoa; Chordata; Mammalia; Lagomorpha; Leporidae. Gene Ontology annotation, biological process: autophagy of mitochondrion; autophagosome assembly; macroautophagy. Gene Ontology annotation, cellular component: autophagosome membrane; autophagosome; cytosol.
GGGUGUUUUUGUGUUCCCUGCGCUUGGGCACAGCCGCCCGGGUCUCUUCACCUGGCCGCUUCCCACCUGCAGGCCGGGGGCCCGAGGUGCCCCUCCUGAGCGCUGGGCCAGGCGGCGUGGCAGAGGGCGCGGACGCUCCCGAGGCGGUCCUGGUACCCCCAGAAGUUGGCGGAGGGCAGCGGAGCGCGAGAGACGCAAUCGUCCGCGAGGGAGGCAGGCCCGGUCCGGGCGUCUCGGAAAACCUGCGGUGCAUCAUGAAGUUCCAGUAUAAGGAGGACCAUCCCUUUGAGUAUCGGAAAAAGGAAGGAGAAAAGAUCCGGAAGAAGUAUCCGGACAGGGUCCCUGUGAUCGUGGAGAAGGCACCUAAAGCCAGGGUGCCGGAUCUGGACAAGAGGAAGUACCUCGUGCCCUCUGACCUCACCGUUGGCCAGUUCUACUUCUUAAUCCGGAAGAGGAUCCACCUGAGACCUGAGGACGCCUUAUUCUUCUUUGUCAACAACACCAUCCCUCCCACUAGUGCCACCAUGGGCCAGCUGUAUGAGGACAACCAUGAGGAAGACUAUUUUCUGUAUGUGGCCUACAGCGAUGAGAGUGUCUAUGGGAAAUGAGUGUUGGAAGCCCAGCAGAUGGGAGCACCUGGACUUGGGGGUAGGGGAGGGGUAUGUGUGGGACUUGGGGGAAGAGCAGGAGGGCUCCCACCAUGAAGGAGACAGAAUGUGAAGACAUCGAGAAAUAUUACAGCACACACACUGUCAUCAUAUUUUCACAUGCUCAGUUGAUAUUUUUUGCUGCUUCCUCGGCCCAGGGAGAAAGCAUGUCAGGACAGAGCUGUUGGAUUGGCUUUGAGAAAGGAUUGAGGAUGGCAUAACUUUACAGCUUUGCUGAGAAUAUUUGUGCAAUUUCAUAGGAGGGUCAGCGUAUGGACCAGGCAGGGCCAGAGACAGUUGCGGUCCAACAGUGACUCCCUCCUCACCAUUCUAGUUUUGACAUUCACAUGAGACCAAAAGGGGAGGAAGACAGGAAUGUUUUAUGACUUGUGGUGGUGGGCCGUGCCUUCUGGGGACCAAGCCCAUUGUAACUGAAGCACUGUGGCCUUCCACGACUCCUCCCUUCCAUCUAAGUUGUAUCGUCACACACAAACAUCUCAGUACCACCCCAGAGGUGGCAGUAGACACAGGCACAGAAAUUGAGAUGGCACUCUCUUACCUUGAAAAUAGGAGUUAGUCAUGACGGUGGUUAUGAUUACGAGGUAGUCAGGCCAGCACUGAACUGGAACGGACUUGAGUGUUGAGCCUCUCUAACCUGCUGUCUCUCUGGUGCCCCUUAUCCCACACCUCUCUUGGAACUCAAUGGGCCCCAGGCUAAAACUACUCUUUUAGCAUAUCCCUUAGAGUUUCCCGUGUAUAGGGACCGAGAUGUCUUAGGUAUGGCAGAGGCAGGUGGAUCAGCCAGACUUCUUCCUCUCCUGCUGCUGUCCCUGCAGUCUCACACGCACAGGAGUGCUGACGGUGGCCGGCUGCUUCCCUCCUUUGGUUUCCACGCUGCGGCUGCUCGUUACAAGAGUUCGGAGGGCUGAUUUUCAGUCACUAUCGGGGAUUUUACGGAUCUGUUUUCCCUGCGGGGGUUACAUGGGGUGGGGGUGGGGCCCAGGGAUCGCACUCAGACGUGACAUUUCAUUUCAUCUCUGCUACUAGAAAGAGUCCUUCCUGUUGGGAAAUCUGUGUGUCAGUUCUGUCAGCUGCAGGUUCUUGUCUAACAAAGGCAAUGCUGUCAGGCCUCAGAAAUAAAGUAAUUUGCUCACCUUCAGAGUUUA